AACGAAUUAUUAUGAGCCAUUAGCAGUUAAUAUGAAUCAAGGUUAGAAAACUUACAUUUAUUGUUUCAAAUUCACAUUUGCAAAAUGAGUUGUUAUGUGUGUACGUUGGUCUUUAUAUUGCAAAUAGUUGCUGGAGAAAUAAUAUUUAAUGUGCCCAAAAAUAAAACCAAAGAACUUAUCCUGGAAUAUGGAAUAGGUAUUGCGAAUGAUAAUUUUGAUUUUGCGCAACCAACAGCAGUUUUACAUGAAGAUGUCGAUGAGGAUAUUGUGAGUCAAUAUUUGAAAUCAUACCGCGGAAGUGUAACUGUCGAAAUAGCAUAUUAUGAACCGCCAUCGACCCAAAUUAUGAUUUUUCUAGAAACAUUAGAAUCUUUUGUAAAGAUUAUGGAAAAAAUGAAACCGGAUUUGAAAGGUAGAUCGCUUCUGAACAGCAGAGCGAAAUUCAUUAUACUUUUGCUGGAUAAUCGAGGCAAUAUUCAGCGAAUGACAGAAAUACUGUGGGACUAUCACGUGAUAGAUGUAGCGAUUAUUACAUCAAAAAAUGGUAAUAUCACCUUUUACACUUAUUUUCCGUAUAGAAAUCAAGAAGACUGCCGAAACACAGAUCCAGUCUUACUGGAAUAUUGGAAUAGAAAGGAACCUUUACGAGACAUAUUAUUUCCUGAAAAAAUCAAAAAUAUGCAAGCUUGUCCAUUAUACAUUUCAACUAAUAAACUUUAUCAACCAGAUAAUGAACAAAAAAAUCAACUUCAAAUUAUAAAAAAUAUUAUGAUUGACUCCUUGAGAGAAGUUAUGAACUUUACUCCAAGCAUCUUCAAUAGAGAUUACAUUAGUAUUGAUUCUGACCGGGCCAAAAACUGGUCGGAUUCGUUAAAUGACGUCAUAACCGGAUUAGCUAAUGUUUCAACUUGUUCCAUUCCACUGGGAGUCGAUAAAUUAGGAUUGUUGGAACAUUCAACGCCAUAUUUCACCGUGCGUUUGGUGUGGUUAGCACCUCCAAUCAAACCUGGAUCUGCUUGGUGGAGACUCUUUUCUCCUUUAAGUGGAUACCUAUGGCUACUUAUUCUCAUUGUUCUAUCCUUUAUUAAAGGUCUCCCACUGACCCUCAAACUGCCGCCUAUAAAGAAGUUCUGUUACCGAUACUUUAAAAACUUUAACAAGUUACAUGGAAUUAUUAUAAAAACAUGGGCAGUCAUGAUGGGUCAGCCAAUUAGAGUCUUCCCUAAGCGUUUCAGAGAUUUUUAUAUUCUGACUCUUUGGAUGUGGUAUACAUUCGUCAUCAGAAAUGUUUACCAAAGCGUGCUGAUUGGAGCUCUUAAAACAGAUUCAACAGACGGAAACUUUGCAACUCUUAAAGAGACAAUCGAAAAUGGCUUUGAAUUUGGAGGUCGCGCAGGAAUUUAUACGCAUUUCGAAUUUGAUCCAAUAAUAAGGAAUGGUUUUGUGAUUGUGCAAGAAGAACAUUUCGAAGAAGUGUUUCAAGAUGUUAUAGAUGGAAAGGUAAAAUUUAUAUUGAGUACCUCGUUGGAGUAUGCUUACGCCUACUGCUUGGCAGUCGGUAAGAAAGAAACGGAAUGUGGACAUGUUCUUCCAGAUUCAAUUCUAAUCCUACCGUUAGUAAUAUGGAUGAAAAUAAAUUCUCCUUUUACGAAGCCGAUUUCCUUGUGGCUACAAAGGCUUAUUGAAAGUGGAUUAUUGGAACGUGAAAAAAUCGUUGUAAAUACGAUUGCUGGUCAGUUAAUUACUGAUCCAUCGCCUCUGAACAGUCACCAAAUAAUAAGUUGCAUGCUGUGCCUUGUGACAGGGUAUGCAUUUUCUACAGUCGCGUUUUUAUUUGAAAUUGUAAGGUUCCAAUUGCAUAAAUUCAAGUUAAAUCAUGGCAAUAAUUAA
Messenger RNA from Manduca sexta (tobacco hornworm), 1890 nucleotides. RefSeq lists its product as uncharacterized. The transcript has a single exon. NCBI's taxonomy places the organism in Eukaryota, Metazoa, Arthropoda, Insecta, Lepidoptera, Sphingidae. The record is from RefSeq and is a predicted model, not a curated record. The coding region runs from base 85 to 1890 and encodes 601 amino acids.